AUGGGACUCGGUGUCUUAGAAGAUACCAAACUUCCGCACGUGCCUGGUACUGUCCUCUUGAACGACGAGGCUGCCCAUGCAGAAGCUCAAACGGCGAAUCUCAAGCAUGGAACGGGCAAAAACUCGCACAUUGUGCUUUCUCCGCAACCCAGCGAUGAUCCAAAUGAUCCGCUCAAUUGGUCUCUUGUGAAGAAAGAGGCCAUUAUUUGGAUUCUCUGCUUUGGUGCCAUGUUGAACGCGGCAACGAAUGGUCCUUUCUUGAACGCCUCAUACUUCGCUAUCGCCCAAGAAAUCAAAACGGAUCUCACGACCACCGUCAUGGUGUCAGGCUACAACAUCCUCGCUGCUGGCUGCGCUGGCCCCUUUGUAUGUGCAUUCAGCCGCAGAUACGGCAAACGCCCCGUAUUCGUUGUGUCCACUCUCAUCUGCAUCAUCGGGACCGCAAUCGGCGAGUCAAAAAUAAGCUACAACUAUCUCCUUGCGGCUCGGAUUGUACAGGGUUUCUCGACUAGCGCGUUUGAAUCCCUCAUUGUUGCCGCCGUCGGAGAUCUCUAUUGUGUGCAUCAACGAGGCCUACGAAUCUCAACAAUCAACUUUAUCCUGAACUCGGCCUCCAGCUUGGCCUCGAUCAUCUGCGGCCAAGUGUUCAACGACUUGGGCCUCCUCUGGCUUUUCCACCUCUUUCAAAUCUUUUUGGUGGUCCAGUUCGUGCUCAUGUUCUUCUUCGUCCCUGAGACGACGUACCGCCGCGAGUCCAUCUACGAGACCGACAUCGUCAAGGUCGAGACAUUCGAGCAGAUAGAGAAGGCCCACGAAGAGCACCGUGAACACGCCAUUGCCGUCAAGGAACUGAACGAACCCGCCUCGGCUUCCUCCGGACUCCCUGCAAAGAAGACGUUUAUCCAGGAACUCAAGCUCUACAACGGUAUCUUCUCCCACGACAACAUUCUCAAGUGGAUCUUUGGCAUGUUCCUCACCCUGCUCAACCCAGCUGGGUGCUACUCCAUCAUCGUCUCGGGUCUUCUUUGCGCUUGGUACGUCGGCUCAGCCAUCAUCUUGGCCGGCAUCUUCGCGGGCCCGCCCUGGCUGUUCGAUCCCGCGCAGAUCGGGUAUAUUGGAGCAGGGCCUUUCAUCGGCGGCAUGAUCGGGUCCAUAAUCGUGGCAUUGACCGGAGAUCGGGUGGUCAAAUGGAUGACGAUCAAGAACAAGGGGACUUACGAGCCUGAAUUCCGUCUGGUGUUUAUGCUUCCCUGCGCGGUUUUCGCAGGCUUCGGCAUGUUCUUCUUCGGCUACACCAUGGCCCACGGCUCCAACGCCGUCCUCUGCGCCUUCUGCCAAGGGUUGAUGAUGGUCGGCGUCCUCAUUGGCGUAUGGUCGACCAUGUCCUAUGGCCUGGACGCCUUCCGUAGCCAGAGCAACGAGAUGUUUGUGAUGAAUAUGCUCUUCAAGAACUUUAUGUUUUAUGGCCUCUCUAAUUUCGCAAACAACUGGGUCGCGGCGAAGGGUCCCGAGGAAAUCAUGUUCACGUUCGGAGGCACCACCUUGGCUAUGUGUCUGCUUGCUGUUCCCGUGUACAUGUUCGGGAAGAGGUUGAGGAGCUGGUGGACGAGACACGACCUCUUUGUCUUCUUUGGCAUGCAAGCCACGGGACCGGAGAGUCAUAUGGGUUGA
Cladophialophora bantiana CBS 173.52 is the source of this 1671-nucleotide messenger RNA. RefSeq lists its product as uncharacterized. Bases 1 to 1671 code for a protein of 556 amino acids. Gene Ontology annotation, biological process: transmembrane transport. Gene Ontology annotation, molecular function: transmembrane transporter activity. The transcript has 6 exons. Lineage: Eukaryota; Fungi; Ascomycota; Eurotiomycetes; Chaetothyriales; Herpotrichiellaceae. The record is from RefSeq and is a predicted model, not a curated record.